AUGACUGAUGUCUCUGAAGGUAGUAUAAAUGUCCAAGAAGAAAUGACUGAUGUCCCCAAAGGAAGUAUAAAUGUCCAAGAAGAAAUUACUGAUGUCCCUGAAGGUUGUAUAAAUGUCCAAGAAGAAAUGUCUGAUGUCCCUAAAGGAAGUAUAAAUGUCCAAGAAGAAAUGACUGAUGUCCCUGAAGGUAGUAUACAUGUCCAAGAAGAAAUGACUGAUGUCCCUAAAGGAAGUAUAAAUGUCCAAGAAGAAAUUACUGAUGUCCCUGAAGGUUGUAUAAAUGUCCAAGAAGAAAUGUCUAAUGCCCCUAAAGGAAGUAUAAAUGUCCAAGAAGAAAUGACUGAUGUCCCUGAAGGUAGUAUAAAUGUCCAAGAAGCAAUAACCGAUGUCCCUGAGGAAGAAGUGAAUGAUGUCCCUGUAGAUAGUAUAAAUGUCCAGGAAGAAAUGAAUGAUGUCCCUGUAGGUAGUAUAAAUAUCCAGGAAGAAAUGAAUGAUGUCCCUGUAGAUAGUAUAAAUGUCCAGGAAGAAAUUAAUGAUGUCCCUGUAGGUAGUAUAAAUAUCCAGGAAGAAAUGAAUGAUGUCCCUGUAGGUGGUAUAAAUAUCCAGGAAGAAGUGAAUGAUGUCCCUGUAGAUAGUAUAAAUGUCCAGGAAGAAAUGAAUGAUGUCCCUGUAGGUAGUAUAAAUAUCCAGGAAGAAAUGAAUGAUGUCCCUGAAGGUAGUAUAAAUAUCCAGGGAGAAAUGACAGAUGCCCAAGAAGGCUGGACAAAUGUCAGAUAA
Molecule: messenger RNA, 777 nt
Organism: Nematostella vectensis (starlet sea anemone)
Lineage: Eukaryota; Metazoa; Cnidaria; Anthozoa; Actiniaria; Edwardsiidae
Exons: 2
Coding region: 1-777 (258 amino acids)
Source: RefSeq, a predicted model, not a curated record